AUGGGUUCGGCGGCAACAAUGGCGAUGACGGCACUCUAUUUCACCAAAUCAACCAAACUCACUUCUUCCUUCCGCACUCUCCCUCGCCUCACCUGCUCUUCCCUCCCCUCUUCUCCUCUCAAAUCCAACAUCUCCUUCUCUCCCUCCAACCCUAAACCUAAACCCGACCCUAAACUCGAUAACCGGAACCAUUUCCCCGACAACGGUGACACCAUCCCGUGGAAUGUUCGAGGCGAAGAUGGAAACUUCAAACUCUCGUUCAAAUCUCCUCCAACCUUUCUCAAAGCCAUGACCAAUGCCUCAACAGGUACCAAAAAAUCAGAGAAGAACCAAACUGUGAAAGCCAAGAAGAAAAAUGAAAAGGAAACUAAGGUCCGUGAGGUGGCGCCGCCGCAGUAUUCCAAAGCGGCAAGGAGAUUCUACAAUGAAAAAUUCAAGGACUCCGGUACGCGUCUCAGCAAGGUUCUCGCUGCUUCUGGAGUUGCGUCCAGGAGAAGCUGUGAAGAGCUUAUUUUUGAAGGCAAGGUUACAGUUAACGGUUCUGUCUGUAAUACACCUCAGAAAAUUAAGCCAACAGUGCUUAUCGGAACAUCGGGCCAAGGAAAAACUUUUACCAAAGAGGUGGUUGAGGCAAUGGCUUCUCUUAACGAGAAACCGAUUAUUCUGGCUCUUUCCAACCCAACAUCACAAUCAGAAUGUACAGCAGAAGAAGCUUACUUGUGGAGCAGGGGGCGCGCGAUUUUUGCAAGUGGGAGCCCAUUUCCGCCAGUCGAAUAUAAGGGCAAAGUGUUCGUGCCUGGCCAGUCGAAUAAUGCAUACAUAUUCCCUGGGUUUGGCCUAGGUUUAAUAAUGUCUGGUACCAUUCGCGUGCACGACGAUCUUCUUCUGGCUGCAUCUGAGGCAUUGGCUGAACAAGUAACAGAAGAAAACUUUGAGAAGGGUCUGAUAUUUCCACCAUUCACAAACAUCAGAAAGAUUUCAGCUCACAUUGCUUCCAAAGUUGCUGCUAAGGCUUAUGAGCUUGGUUUGGCGACUCGUCUUCCCCAGCCGAAAGAUUUGGAGAAGUUUGCUGAGAGUUUUUAUCUUAUGAACAUGACAACAAAUGUUCGUAUUUGGAAAGCCUUGAACUCACAAUCAGACGGUGACCACCUUGGCCUUAUUAAAAAAGUGUUGCGGCCUUGUCAUGAUGGUGGAGAAAACUGCAAAUUUUGUAGUCAAUAUUCUUACACUAAAGAAGACAUAAUUCGUUCUCAAAAUUUGAAUGAUUCACAGGAAGAAGCUGUUUCAAGCUGUGUUGGAAUGACUCAGGUAAAGUUUCUAGUAAUUGACGAAGCGGCCCAAUUGAAAGAGUGUGAAUCCACAAUCCCCUUACAGCUACCUGGUCUUCAGCAUUGCAUUCUUAUAGGUGAUGAGAAGCAUAUGCCAGCACUGGUGAAAAGCAAGAUUGCUGAUAGUUGUGGAUUUGGAAGAAGUAUGUUUGAGAGACUGGGUAAGGAGAAAUCUGGCCGCGGACACAACUUGAUGAACAUGGUUGAGGUUGCUGUCAUUUCUGAGAUGAUUAAAAACCUCAAAAAAGAGUUUAAGAGGACACAAGAGAAAGUUAGCAUUGGAGUUAUCUCUCCAUAUAAUGCUCAAGUCUAUGCAAUCCAGGACAAAAUUAAGGAGUACACUUCUGUUUCUGAUACUGAUUUCUCUGUGAGUGUUCGUUCUAUUGACGGUUUUCAAGGUGGAGAGGAAGAUAUUAUAAUAAUGUAUACUGUUAGAUCAAAUGAGAGUGGAAAAGUCGGUUUUCUUUCAAAUCGACAAAGAACCAAUGUGGCCAUGAAUAGAGCAAGAUCUUCACAAGUCAAAGGAAAUGGAUGCAACCAAGUUAAUCAAUGGUGA
Messenger RNA from Vicia faba (fava bean), 1884 nucleotides. The record is from the annotation of a GenBank genome assembly. NCBI's taxonomy places the organism in Eukaryota, Viridiplantae, Streptophyta, Magnoliopsida, Fabales, Fabaceae.